This is a messenger RNA of Tetrahymena thermophila SB210, 402 nucleotides long. RefSeq lists its product as hypothetical. Lineage: Eukaryota; Ciliophora; Oligohymenophorea; Hymenostomatida; Tetrahymenidae. The transcript has 2 exons. The record is from RefSeq and is a predicted model, not a curated record.
AUGGAUAUAAAGGGUAACGAUGAAAUGAUAAUUGAGGAAAAAAGUAUUGAUAUACCAAAUUAAAAAAAGCAAAAAGAUAUGAAUAAAAUGCUUUUCUAGUUACUCAUUCAAUAAAAAGAUGAAUGCAGAAUAUCUUGUGAUUUUAGUGAUGUGGAGUUUCUUAAAGGGCUAUUGCAAAAUUUUCCAAAAUCAUAGAAAGUGACACUUUCACUAAGUAAUGUAGGAAUAACAGAGAAAGAAAUUUAAGUUUUGAAAAAUAUAUUUUAGAUAAUCUCAUCAAAUACUAAGGAAUUUAAUCUAAAUAUUUCCAGAAAUAGCUUAUUUAAUAAAGAAGCAAUGGCUCUGUUCUAAAAACUCAAAAAAGCAAAAAUUGUCAAAGUUUAAAAAAUUAAAGAAUCUUGA